Messenger RNA from Leptinotarsa decemlineata (Colorado potato beetle), 513 nucleotides. RefSeq lists its product as uncharacterized. NCBI's taxonomy places the organism in Eukaryota, Metazoa, Arthropoda, Insecta, Coleoptera, Chrysomelidae. The record is from RefSeq and is a predicted model, not a curated record.
UAGUUGCAAAACGUUUGCGAAAUGAAGCAAGUCAGUAGUAUUAUUCUCAUGAGUUUAUUUUUGGAGAUUACUGCACUUUUUGAUAACGAAAUAACUCUGAAAUGCCAUGGCAAAACCUUCAACAAUGUUACUCUCACUGCCUAUUAUCCUGACUAUACUGACCAGGAUCACGAGCAGGGUUAUCAGGACAAACAUGGCCAAAAAUUGAGGACCUUACAGGAUUAUGUUGACAACAGAGCUGAAUUCGUUACAUUAGCCAUGGAUAGUAUGCUGGAUAUACCUUACGGAACGAAAGUAUGCAUACCCGAACUCAACGAACAUUUUGGACAUAGAAUCCUUUUAGAAGUAAAUGACUCCUCUUUCGAUUUAAAAGGCAGCGGAUACAUGAGAGCAGACAUUUGUGUGAGGACGGAAAUCGACAGCUAUGACGAAGCUGUUAACAGGGUUGUUACCCUUGUAUUUGUGUGAAAAUUGCUUUCAUAAGAAAAUUCAGUCAACUUCACCAUAUUCAUU